This is a messenger RNA of Pseudomyrmex gracilis, 383 nucleotides long. Its product is annotated as abaecin-like. Lineage: Eukaryota; Metazoa; Arthropoda; Insecta; Hymenoptera; Formicidae. The coding region runs from base 60 to 296 and encodes 78 amino acids. The transcript is spliced from 3 exons. The record is from RefSeq and is a predicted model, not a curated record.
GUCGCAAUAAGAAGCUAUACUUUUACACACACACACACACAUUACACAAUGAUAUAUAAAUGGUACAUAAGACACGUACGCACCACAGUCGCGGUUUACCACGGUUUAAAAACAACACACAUAUAGUCAACAUGAAGUUCGCAAUCUAUGCCGUGAUGCUGUUGGUUGCAAUUUGCGCUUUGUUUGCCAAUACACAAGCAUUGCCGGGACGCAGAUCAUCCCUACCAUGCGGUCCUGGCUACGGACCAUUUAAUCCUCGAAAAUCUUGGCCGAUACCGCUGCCAAAACAUGGAUAAUAAUCUGCCCGAUAAACUGAGAAUUAUUUUUAAAAAAUGAUAUGUAAUUUUAUAUUAUAUAUGUAACAGAGAGAUAAAUUUAAUUAA